Messenger RNA from Entelurus aequoreus (snake pipefish), 2020 nucleotides. Its product is annotated as 5,6-dihydroxyindole-2-carboxylic acid oxidase-like. NCBI's taxonomy places the organism in Eukaryota, Metazoa, Chordata, Actinopteri, Syngnathiformes, Syngnathidae. Gene Ontology annotation, biological process: melanocyte differentiation; melanosome organization. The record is from RefSeq and is a predicted model, not a curated record. Gene Ontology annotation, molecular function: oxidoreductase activity. The transcript is spliced from 7 exons. Gene Ontology annotation, cellular component: melanosome. Bases 53 to 1615 code for a protein of 520 amino acids.
UUGAAGCAGAGUGUGCUUAGGAGAAGGGUACUCAAUCGGUUCUUUGGACACAAUGUGGCAGUAUUGCUUACUGGUCCUGGUGGGCUCACUCAUGGUGGGGGCCCAGUUCCCCCGAGUGUGUGUGACCCCUGAGGGGCUCCGGAGCAGAGAGUGUUGCCCUUCUCCAUCAGGCACCGGCGAAGACCCUUGCGGCUCCAGAGAGGGCCGAGGUGGGUGCACGUCUGUAGUGGUGGACGCCCGGCCCCACGGCCCCCAGUACCCGCACGAUGGACAGGAUGACCGAGAACAGUGGCCGGCGAGGUUCUUCAGUCGGACGUGUCGAUGUAACGGCAACUUUGGCGGUUUUGACUGUGGCCGGUGCCGACAUGGAUGGACUGGAACCAACUGUGACCAGAGGGUAUCUGUUGUGAGGAGAAACGUGAUGCAACUUAGCGCCCGGGAGAAAUUGGCUUUUGUGGAUGCCUUGGACCAAGCCAAGCGGACCGUGCAUCCCGACUUGGUGAUCGCCAUAAGGCGCUACACUGAGAUUUUCGGACCGGACGGUAACACAACGCAGUUCCAGAACAUCACCAUCUAUAAUUACUUUGUUUGGAGCCAUUAUUACUCGGUCAGCAAGACCUUCCUGGGGGCUGGACAGCCCAGUUUUGGAGGGGUGGAUUUCUCCCAUGAAGGUCCUGGUUUCAUCACCUGGCAUCGGUACCAACUGAUCCAGUUGGAGCGGGACAUGCAGGACAUGCUGCAGGACCCCACAUUUGCCCUACCCUACUGGAACUUCGCCAUCGGCGGCAACACAUGUGACAUCUGCACAGACGAUCUUGUGGGUGCUCGGAGCAACUUCGACAAUAACUCACUCAGCACCAACUCCAUCUUCUCGCAGUGGAGAGUCAUCUGCGAGAGCGUGGAUGACUACGAUACGUUGGGAACCAUCUGCAACAGCACUGAGACAUCACUAAUAAGAAGGAACCCUGCCGGCAAUGUAGACAGACCCAUGGUCCAACGUCUCCCUGAGCCUCAGGAUGUGGCUGACUGCCUGCAAGUGGACGUUUUUGACACACCGCCAUACUACUCCACGUCCUCUGAAAGCUUCAGAAACACAAUAGAAGGUUACAGCGCUCCUCAGGGGAACUACGACCCCGUGGUGAGGAGUCUCCACAACCUGGCUCAUCUCUUCCUGAAUGGCACCGGGGGACAGACCCACCUUUCGCCUAACGACCCCAUCUUUGUGUUGCUGCACACCUACACGGAUGCCAUAUUUGACGAGUGGUUGCGAAGGCAUAACCCAGGUGCGGCCAUGUAUCCAGACGAAAAUGCCCCUAUUGGUCACAACAGGGGAUACAAUAUGGUGCCUUUUUGGCCUCCAGUAAGCAAUGCUGAGAUGUUUGUAACUGCCCCUGAAAAUCUGGGUUACUCUUACGAAGCCGAAUGGCCAGGACAAGCUUUGACCCUGACCGAAAUAAUCACCAUGUGCGUCAUCGCCGCCCUCCUCGUUGUCGCCGCCAUCUUCGUGGCAACCACCUGUGCCGUGCGUUCCCGCGCGUCUAAAAUGGAGGGCCGCCAAUCGCUCCUCGCGGACCACUACCAGCGCUACGACAACAAUGGCCAAUCUGUUGUCUAAUAUGUCUUAUUUGUUGUUUUAUCACUAAAUGUGCCUCUUCACUACUACACUACACUACACUGAAUUAAAAAAUAUUUUAGUUAAAAGAUAAUUGCUUGUGCAUCUUUAUGAUGGCUAAAACUAACAACUUCAGCAGAUGUCUGCAAAGGCUCAAAAACAAUAACCUGUAUAGCCAUUGAUAUUCAAGUAGUCAUGCUCUAGAUGCUUCACUUGAUUAGGGUCAGGGAUAAGCUGGAGCCUAUCUCAGCUGACUGGCAAAUCAAAAGUGUGAUUAAUCUAAAUUUAAAUAAAAUACAACUAUAACAAAAAAAACUGUAUGUAAAGUAUAUACACUGUGUAUACUAUAAUAGGAAAUAAAAUUAACUUUUUUGAUUUUAGCAAAUAGCUGCAAUGAAACAAAGAGUC